Messenger RNA from Coffea eugenioides, 622 nucleotides. RefSeq names its product P24 oleosin-like. Bases 72 to 518 code for a protein of 148 amino acids. Gene Ontology annotation, biological process: lipid storage; seed oilbody biogenesis; response to freezing. The transcript has a single exon. The record is from RefSeq and is a predicted model, not a curated record. NCBI's taxonomy places the organism in Eukaryota, Viridiplantae, Streptophyta, Magnoliopsida, Gentianales, Rubiaceae. Gene Ontology annotation, cellular component: membrane; monolayer-surrounded lipid storage body.
UUAGUACCUCAAAAAGGAAAAAGCAAAAAAGCUCUGAUUUUUUUCCCAUAAGCUACCGUCCACCGCCCUUCAUGGCUGAGCAGUACCAGCUGCAGCAACGCCCCACAGAGGCCGUCAAAAGCUUCCUUCCUCAGAAGGGUCCAUCAACUUCACAUGUGUUAGCAGUUGUCACGCUGCUCCCACUUGGGGGAGUCCUGCUGGGCCUUUCCGGGCUGAUUCUCGUCGGAACGCUCAUCGGGCUGGCGGUGACAACCCCGCUUUUCGUUAUCUUUAGCCCCAUUUUGGUCCCAGCUGUAUUUACCCUAGGGCUGGCCCUGGCCGGGUUCUUGACCUCCGGUGCUUUCGGGAUCACUGCACUUGCUUCAUUGUCGUGGAUGCUGAACUACAUCCGACUCAUGAAGGCGUCUUCCCAGGAGCAAAUGGACCUCGCAAAGCGGCGCGUGCAGGACACUGCCGGCCAAGUUGGUCAGAAAGGGAGAGACGUGGGCCAGAGAACUCAAGAUGUAGCUAGAGCAUGAGCUCGUGAAGUGGGCUUUGUGUCACGAGCUCGGCCCAAUUUUGUAUUGGGUUUUGAUGUUCGUUAUGUUUCUGAUCCUUGUUAAUCUUGCCUAUGGCUUUUAUA